AUGUCGAUCGCCGUACGUUGGGCAAAGCGUCGCACAUUCGUCACGGUAACGAUCGUGAUCGGGCUAUACUACUUCCUGUCCUCAUUUUACAACAAGUACCACAUCAGCACCAUCAUCCCGCACACCAAACCGGAAGACGUGUGGGAGUUUGUGGCCGAUUUUAGUCGGAUGAAAAAACUUAACCCAACUAUAUUAAACUUCCGUGUGAUUGCCGAUCACGGGAACUUUGAGCACUGGAAGUAUUCGGUGGAGUACAACGAACGGUUAUCACACUGGCCGCACACGUUUAACACCGCCAUCGGACAUUACUCGGUGCGGAGGCUGCCAGAAUCGGAAGGUGGUCAAUAUUCGGUUGCCUCCACGCACCGAACGUGCUUUCUGUUGGGUUUGUUUUGCGUGAACUCAAAGGGUGAGUUUAAGAUGUCACGCGUCCACCAACAAGAUACAUACUGCGAGGAGACGGUGCACUACCAAUGUCCUUUCUUCUUCGGUCGGUUCUGUCGACGGGAGGUCGAAUUUCAAAGGCAAGCCAUCAUGGAGAACUUGAAGCAACAGUUUUAUCAGAAAGUGUUCGGACAUUGA
Messenger RNA from Anopheles marshallii, 582 nucleotides. RefSeq lists its product as uncharacterized. The coding region runs from base 1 to 582 and encodes 193 amino acids. The transcript has 3 exons. The record is from RefSeq and is a predicted model, not a curated record. NCBI's taxonomy places the organism in Eukaryota, Metazoa, Arthropoda, Insecta, Diptera, Culicidae.